GGAAUUGACAGAUGUGAAUUCCUGCUGAAGCGUACGACAAACGUAUCUGUAUGUGGAAAUAUCAAAUGUAAAAGCGUAUUGUAUUAACAUUAGUGUUUCAACAAAGUAAGGGAUAAAAAGGCGAAAAACGAGUAGCAACACUAAUUUUUCUGUCUCUGGUGGAUUUUCGAUUUUGUUUUUUGACACACGCAAACACUGCACCAAGAAGAACUUUGAAAAUUAUAAUUGCCACUGUCGAUUGAAUUGUUGAAAAUCGAACGCGAAUCGAAUUGUUAAUUCGGUCAGAUUUAUUUUUCUCCCCAAAUGAUACGUUCAUCUUUUAUUCACAAAUGCAGCCAUUUCUACGCCAUUAAAUAGCGAACGAAAUAUUUUUUGGUGAAAUAUUUUUCGACCAUACAGAACGAAUCACAUACACAUCGAUUGCUAUGAAAAACAUAAACAGAAAGUGGUAACAUUUUUUGAAGCGGUUAACAAUUUUUUGCGACGACGAUGAGAACAAUUUUUUGAAUUUUUUGUGCACGAGCAAUGUAAUUUCGGAGAAGUGUGAAAUAAAAGUUUUUUUUUUAAAAAAAAAUUUUCAAUUCAAGAAAUUUUCCACGCAUCUUUUAAUUAUUAUUUUUUUUUUUAAAUUCGUGAGUGAGUGAGUGUGUGCGUGGAAUAAAAAGUUGCUGUGAAUUCAUUAAUUUAUUGUGAGAGUGCAAACAUGGAGAUUGAGACGAUCGCCGAAUGGGAUGCAAUUUGCCGAAUUUGCCUGCAAGAAGGCCAAUUGCAUUCGUUAUUCGAUUUUGAUGAUGAGAAAUCGGAAUUAAAUAUUGGCGAAAAAAUUAUGCUGUGUGCACCGAUUGUGAUUACAACGGAUGGAAAAUUACCGGAGCAAAUAUGCACGGAAUGCUUAUAUGAUUUAGAUGUGGCGUUUCGAUUUCGUAAGAAUUGUGAACGAUCCGAUACGAUAUUGCAACGGUUUUUAAAUCCAACUGAAGACACAGAAUUAGGUGAAGAGUAUAUUGAACAGUCGAAUGAUCCAUUGAGCUCGUCACGGGCAUCGAAAGACAGUCGAGUAUUGGUUUCUUCAGAUGCUGGUCUCUAUGAAUACCGGCCACCAGUCGGUUUGAAUGUAAAACUGGUGAAAAGUGAAACGGGCGGCCGAGUGUUACGAACAGCCACAAAAAAGAGUAGCUCAAUCACUGCCUCUGAUGAGCACACAAUUUAUUUAAAAUCCGAACCAAUGGAUGAUGACACACUCGAUGAUAGCGAUAACAUUGAUGUAUUGUAUGAUAUUGAGACAAAUUUUGAAGAUUCUACCGAUGCUGCCGACAAACCAAUCGACUCGAUGCGCAAAGUAAGCGGCAAAAGUAGCUCGGACGCUAGUACGACCAAUGAAAAUGAUCCGAAAAUCAUGCAAAUCAAACCGGUUCGCACAAAUAAAGUACGAUUAGGCUUUACUUCGGCCAAUAAAACGAAGGCCAGCGGAAGCGUUAGUGUUAAAUCAAAAGCAACUAGCAGCGAAAAUGGUAGCAAAGAGAAUACGGCCACGGUUCGAUCACCGAAAUCCAAGACUAACGCCAAAGGUGAGCCAAAGCAACCGAAAAAGUGCGAAAUUUGCGGCAACACUUACAUGUAUCAACAUGCACUGGAAAGCCAUAUGCGUCGGCAUCGUAAUGAAAAACCGUUUGUGUGUAGCGUGUGUGGGAAAGGUUUCGUUAUCAACUUUGAAUUGAGUCGUCACAUGAGAACACACACGGGACAAAAGCCGUACGCUUGCAAGUAUUGUGAUAGAAGAUUCUCCGAUUUUGGUAGUCGCGUGAAACACGAACGAAUCCACACGGGAGAACGGCCCUACGCUUGUAAUAUCUGUGGCAAAACCUUCGCAUAUUCACACGUUCUAUCGAGUCACAAUUUGAUCCAUACCGGUGAAAAGAAAUAUCAUUGUGAGGUGUGUGGAAAGCGUUUCGCUAAAUCGCAUCACUUGAAGGCACACAUGAAUACGCAUAACAAAAAUGGUGCGAAAAAUCAGCAACAAUCUCAACAGCACAGCCAACAACAACAUGAGGACCAAUCGCAGACACAGCAAAUAUACGCUUUACAAGUGAUUGAUGAUCAAUCGCAAAUCGAUGCCGAUUCGGCCAACGAGGGUGAUUUAGCGGAAUAUUUGACACAAGCGAAUAUCAUUACAAAAGAUGAUGAUGGCACAAAUAGCGAGGGUGAAGGUCAACUCUUGCUAUACGAUGUCGAUGUUUUGGAAGCAAUCAAAGAAACAUCCAACAUUAAGAAGAAAUACAUAACGACGACCAAAGGUGGCCAAUUCCAAGAAAUCACCAUUGCAGAUCAUCAGGAUCCCAUUGAAUUACUUACAUUCGAAGAUGAUGAAUUAGAAUAAAAUGCUCCACUGUCGACAAUGCCUCGAAUUCAGUUUAACUUCGAUAUAUUUUUUCCCUUUUAAAUUUAAAAUAAUUCUCCAACAUUUGUACGAUACAACACUGACUUAGUUGGCUCAUAUUUUCUUUGCACUCUGAAACAUUAGAUUAAACAAGAAGAAUUAUUCACUUUUGUUCAAUUUUUGGGCAAUAGAGCUCGAAUGAAGGAGGUGAACAAAUGCUAUAGGUUUACCAUUUGCACUGAAUGAAAUGCUUUCGCAUCAACAGUAAAUUGUUUCCCAUUCAAAUGAUGGUAUUAAGAGCACUAGGAAGAAGACUUUAAUAAGUUUGUUUAAAUACACAGAAUUCUAAGGACUAUAUUAAAAGAAACAAAAAAAUGAUGAAAA
This is a messenger RNA of Sitodiplosis mosellana (orange wheat blossom midge), 2761 nucleotides long. RefSeq names its product zinc finger protein interacting with ribonucleoprotein K-like. Gene Ontology annotation, cellular component: nucleus. Gene Ontology annotation, biological process: regulation of transcription by RNA polymerase II. Bases 704 to 2377 code for a protein of 557 amino acids. The record is from RefSeq and is a predicted model, not a curated record. The transcript has 6 exons. Gene Ontology annotation, molecular function: DNA-binding transcription factor activity; zinc ion binding; RNA polymerase II cis-regulatory region sequence-specific DNA binding. NCBI's taxonomy places the organism in Eukaryota, Metazoa, Arthropoda, Insecta, Diptera, Cecidomyiidae.